AUGUUGAAUUUGAAAGUCGACCCCGAAGAGCUAUUCACCAAGCUCGAGCGGAUUGGCAAGGGAUCAUUUGGAGAGGUCUUUAAAGGGAUUGAAAACCGCACACAGCAGGUGGUUGCUAUAAAGAUCAUUGAUCUUGAAGAGGCUGAAGAUGAAGUGGAGGAUAUACAGCAGGAGAUUACGGUCCUCAGUCAGUGUGACAGCCCCUUCAUCACUAAAUACUAUGGCUCUUAUCUGAAGGACACAAAGUUAUGGAUCAUCAUGGAAUAUUUAGGAGGGGGCUCGGCCCUGGAUUUGCUGGAGCCUGGAGCUCUGGAUGAGACUCAUAUUGCAACCAUCCUCAGAGAAAUCCUGAAGGGUCUGGAUUAUUUGCAUUCAGAGAAGAAAAUUCACAGAGAUAUUAAAGCUGCUAAUGUCCUGCUAUCAGAGCAGGGUGAUGUGAAGCUGGCUGAUUUUGGUGUGGCUGGGCAGCUCACAGACACACAGAUCAAGAGGAAGACUUUUGUGGGCACUCCAUUCUGGAUGGCACCCGAAGUCAUUCAACAGUCUGAGUAUGACUCAAAGGCAGAUAUCUGGUCACUGGGUAUAACUGCAAUUGAGUUGGCAAAAGGAGAGCCGCCCCACUCUGAUCUUCACCCCAUGAAGGCGUUAUUUCUCAUCCCGAAGGAUCACGCACCCACCCUGGAAGGACACUACAGCAAAGCUCUCAAAGAGUUUGUAGAUGCCUGCCUAAAUAAAGAACAAAACUUUAGACCAACAGCUAAAGAGCUUUUGAAACACAAACUUAUUGUUCGAUAUGCCAAGAAGACAUCAUACCUUACAGAACUCAUUGACAAGUACAGGAGAUGGAAAGAAAAACAGGCUUGUGAUGAGUACAGCUCAGAUUCAGACUUAGAGGAUGUUGAAGCAUCAGGAAUGAAUUCGGUGGGUAAAAACUGGAUUUUCAACACUAUCAGUGAAAAAGAGCCCAAACUGAACCAAAAUGAAAUCAAACAGCAGGAACUCAUCCACAAUAAGGUUCCAGACAGUCCAAAGAGACCUCUGUCCCAGAGCAUGUCCUCUAUUAUAUCUCCAUUGUUUGCGGAGUUGAAGCAGAAGGUUGAUGUUUAUAAGCCAGCUGUGUUAGAGGACCUAAAGGACGCCAUGCAUCAGGCGGAAGAGGUGUAUCCAGGCAUCACUGACUCAAUGGUGACGAAGGUGUUGCAGAGAUUAAAGAGGGUUUCCUCCACACACUAAAAGUCUUUAAAUUCCCAGUGCCUCUCCAUCAAGACUCACUCUCUGUGGGUGGAAAUACAUUUGACACUCAGUGCACUAUACCCAGAACACUUUGAGAACAGAUUCACUCAUACACAGCUGAAUGUCUUUUUUUUGUGUGUGUUAUGGAUUUAAAUUAAGCCAUUGUUUUACAAUUUGAGGUACUUGCUGUUAGAUGAUGCUAUUUUGUGGACUGAGUGAAUUUGUUUAAAGAUCCCAUUGAAAU
Messenger RNA from Xyrauchen texanus (razorback sucker), 1477 nucleotides. RefSeq names its product serine/threonine kinase 24a (STE20 homolog, yeast) (gene stk24a). Gene Ontology annotation, biological process: protein phosphorylation. NCBI's taxonomy places the organism in Eukaryota, Metazoa, Chordata, Actinopteri, Cypriniformes, Catostomidae. Gene Ontology annotation, molecular function: ATP binding; protein kinase activity. The record is from RefSeq and is a predicted model, not a curated record. Bases 1 to 1233 code for a protein of 410 amino acids. The transcript is spliced from 11 exons.